Molecule: messenger RNA, 238 nt
Organism: Prorocentrum cordatum
Lineage: Eukaryota; Dinophyceae; Prorocentrales; Prorocentraceae
Source: the annotation of a GenBank genome assembly
GAGCGGCCUGGACGGCCGGAGGGGCCCCAGGGCCACGGCGCCCUGGCAGACUCGCUGGACCAAGGUCAAGGAGGAGCGCGGCAACCAGGCGGGCCCCGCGGACAUCGACCCGGAGGCGAAGCAGAGAGACGCGGAGAGCAGGAUCUCCAGCGGCGGCGGCGAGGGCGGGGAGCUGAUGUGCGUGUGCGAGAGCGGGCGGGCGUCGCUGGACGAAGACGCGAUGAGGCUGGAGGCGCAG